Molecule: messenger RNA, 475 nt
Organism: Bombus terrestris (buff-tailed bumblebee)
Lineage: Eukaryota; Metazoa; Arthropoda; Insecta; Hymenoptera; Apidae
Gene: Pop5
Product: ribonuclease P/MRP protein subunit POP5-like
Exons: 4
Biological process (GO): tRNA 5'-leader removal
Cellular component (GO): ribonuclease P complex
Molecular function (GO): ribonuclease P RNA binding
Source: RefSeq, a predicted model, not a curated record
AUGGUUCGCUUUAAAAACAGAUACAUAAUAUUUGAAAUAACUGUUGGUGAUAAAUCUAACAAGCCUUUACAAUUAAAAACUACGGUUUUGCAUAAUGCUAUUCAACAAAAAGUAUAACAGUUGUAUGGUGAUUUUGGAGUUGCAGCGAUAAAAGCUGGUUUUAGUGCAAAGUAUUGCAAUAUACAUACAAAAAUUGCAUUAGUGAAAACCAGACAUGGCCCCCACAAAUUUUUACUAAAGGCUAUCCCAAUCAUAAAUGACAUAGCAGGACGUUUAGUAUCAGUAAAAAUACUUUACGUGGGUGCAACAUUGAAACAUUGUUUCCUCUUUAUCAAAAGAUAUCAACAACAAAAGCUGGAAAAAGUAUGGGGUACUCUUAAAACCGAAACAGAACGGAAAAAUAUGGAGAACGCUUUAAUGACGCUAACUCCAGCCAUGAAAGACUGUACAUGAAAUAAACUUUCGUAAAGUAAAA